CCUGCCAGUGCCCAUCAAUGACACAUAUCAGUGCCCAUCUGAGCUGCCUUUCGGUGCCGCCUAUCAGUGCCAUCAGUGCCUCCUCAUCAGUGCCCAUCACUGCAGCCUCAUUAGCGCACAUCAGUGAAGGAGAAAAAUCACUUAUUUACAAAAUUUUUUAUAACAGAAACUAGGAAAAAAACUUUUUUUCAAAAUUUUCAGUUGUUUUUGGUUUGUUUAGCAAAAAAUUUAAAACUCAGAGGUGAUUAA
Molecule: messenger RNA, 249 nt
Organism: Staurois parvus
Lineage: Eukaryota; Metazoa; Chordata; Amphibia; Anura; Ranidae
Source: the annotation of a GenBank genome assembly